CCCUGGUCCUACUGCCUUUCCCCCAUCACAGCCCCUGGUUUCCCCCCCCUCCCCUCUUUCAGAUCCUGGUCUCCCCCACUCGCCUCCUCCUCCUCCUCACAGCCCCUGGCUUCCUUCACCCACUGGUCAUCCUCUCCCUCUGUCUUACGCCUGAUUUCCUUCUCCCUCAAACUUGCACCUUGGAUCUAAUUUUCCUCUCUUCCCCUCCACCUUAUCUCUAUUUUUCCCCUCUCUCUCUAACUCUCUCUCUGAAACCUCCACCUUGUGUCUCGUUUCCCUUUCUCCUCAAACCCCUCCCUUGUCUGAUUUCUCCCCCCCCCCCCCCCCUCAAGUCAAAGACUUCCACUUUGUGUCAACCCCCCCUUUCAUUUUUCCCUGGCUUUUCCUCCUCGCUUUCACCCUUCCCUUUAAAAGAGACGAACAAAAAGGAAGACACGGCAAAUUUUAAAUCUUCCUGUUUUAUUACUCAACGUUUGGGGGGAUUUUUACAAUUUUAUAUUGAUAUAAAACAGACACACUUUUUAUUCAAUUUGGAGUUCGCCUCCCAGUGUUUCUCUUCAGUUAAUUGUUUUUGUUGUGGGUUGGGGUUUAAAAGGUUUCUCUCCCCCUCUGGAUUUGUCGGAUCACUUCCCCAAAGCAGAGAGGAAAGGCCUUCCCGUCUCUUUCUCUUCUCAAUCCGUUGUCCGCACUCUCUCAUGUUUAAUUCUUAGCUAAAAUCCUCAAAAUAACCCGCCUGUUCUGGAUGUGCAACAUCUCUCUAUCUCUCUCUGGGCAUCCUCUUUGGAAACAAGUACUUCCAAGGACAUUGCUUUGUUUUCUUUCCUGAAACCCAUCCCUUUUUUCCCUUUGGGAGAUCCCCGGGAAGGCAACGACUGGAAAGCAGGGAGCACGGUGUCUUCGAUUUUUGUCCCCAGCAAUUGUCCUCAGAAACCCACACGUGGAAUGAAUGCCUCUGAUCCUGGACCAUUGUCAAGGGGUCUCUCCCCUGGGCCAGCAUCUUGGUGACUUCUGGACGAGUUUGUGUCUGCAGGCAGGAAGAGGUAAAAGAGCGGAGAGAAAGGGACACAUUGCCUUCUCUUCCCCCUUCGAAUCCACACUGACUUCUCUCGGUGAAAUGAAGAGGAAGGCGCGAGACGAUUCUUCCUGAAUUUGAGCUGGACGCCAGUUCUCGGUGAAUUUUCUUUUCUGUCCGCACCGACAAAGCUCGCCCAGCCUGGAGGAAAGAGGCAGGGUGAGACCUUCUGUCGAAUACCCCACGUUUUUGUUAGAAACCACAGCAAGCGAAAGAGACGCAUAGGGACCCAGGCGGCCAUGGAGGGCCCAGGCCGACCUGGAGGUUACCGCCAGAGCCGGAGGUCCCGCUCCCAAAGGGACAGGGACAGGAAGUUGGCCGGCUCUGGGGCUCGGGAGAGCAGACCUUACUCCCCGUCCUCGGGCUCCGAGAGGGAAGCAGGAGAGGGCCCGGCUUCUGGGACAGGCCCAGGACUUGGCCUCGGCCUGGGGUCCGGGCCUGGCUCGUCCAGGCCCCGACCCCCCCGACGUAGGAGGAAGGAGUCGACGUCCUGCGAGGAGGACAUCAUCGAUGGGUUCGCUAUUGCCAGCUUCCCGAGCCUGGAGGCACUGGAGAAGGAGGCGCUGCCCAAGCCUCCAGAGCGAGUGGACGGCCAGCGCAAGCAGCUGGAGAAGCGGAAACCCGAGGACGCCAGGCCGAGCUCGCCAGGCGAGGGGCCAAGGCGAGCCGGCAGCUCCGACUGGGAGCAGGGCCGGCACAACGGCAACAGGGAUCACCAGAGCUCACCGCCCACCAAAAAGCUGAAGACCAAGGGUGCGAGCAGGAAGAACGAGAGCACGGGCGGUGAGAAUGGAACCUCCCAACGCAGCAGCUCGCGUGGCGCAGGAAGUGACGUCUCUGCGCAAUCCAGUCUGGGCACAGGAUAUUUUGUAAGUAUUUCACUCUGAAACCCAUAUCAUUCCCUCUGCCUCCUCCUGGAACCGCUGCUCCCGGUUUGUCCCAGCUC
Molecule: messenger RNA, 2018 nt
Organism: Stegostoma tigrinum
Lineage: Eukaryota; Metazoa; Chordata; Chondrichthyes; Orectolobiformes; Stegostomatidae
Product: autism susceptibility gene 2 protein homolog
Exons: 4
Coding region: 1312-1959 (215 amino acids)
Source: RefSeq, a predicted model, not a curated record